This is a messenger RNA of Zerene cesonia (dogface butterfly), 1513 nucleotides long. It is a transcript of the gene Rcd5, whose product is annotated as microspherule protein 1. Gene Ontology annotation, molecular function: G-quadruplex RNA binding; protein binding. The transcript has 8 exons. The coding region runs from base 111 to 1484 and encodes 457 amino acids. The record is from RefSeq and is a predicted model, not a curated record. NCBI's taxonomy places the organism in Eukaryota, Metazoa, Arthropoda, Insecta, Lepidoptera, Pieridae. Gene Ontology annotation, cellular component: NSL complex; Ino80 complex; MLL1 complex. Gene Ontology annotation, biological process: positive regulation of transcription by RNA polymerase II.
UCUUACUUGAUAGCUGUCAAAUAGUAUGUUUAUAAAAAUAUUUUUAUUUUUAUCAAGUAUGGUGAACUUCUCUUCAAACAACUGGAAUAUUGUUCUCUAUUGAUUUAAAAAUGGAUUUUCCGGCAACGCCUUCUAACGCUUCAGAUAGCAAUGAAUAUCCCACUACACCAUCUCAGUUUGAAUCUGCCCAAGAUAACACUAAACGCCGCAGCUCAUCGAGAUCCAUUAAACGAAGACGUUUUGAUGAUGAGCUUGUCGAAUAUAGUUUGGGAUUGCCUGGAGCGUCACUCGGUAAGGGUGAAAAGAGAAUGCGCACUCAAUCGUACACUAGCCAAUUACCUGAAAUCCCAAUAUCCAGCGCUCCUGCAACACCCGUAGCGCCUGUUCAAGAACGAAGGAAAGCUUCUAGUAAAAUUUCUGGUGGAGGAAGUAUGGGACGCAAGUCUCGUCGUAAGGGUCAAUUGAGUCAAUUAUCAACUAAAGACUUGGGACGAUGGAAACCAACAGAUGAUUUGGCUUUAAUAUUGGGAGUUCAACAGACAAAUGAUUUGCGGACAGUUCACCGUGGUGUCAAGUUCUCUUGUCGUUUUACUGUGGGUGAACUGCAGUCCCGUUGGUAUGCUCUCCUGUACAAUGCUGAGAUUUCAAGAGUGGCAUUUGCUGCAAUGAGGAACUUGCAUCCUGACUUGGUAGCUGCAGUGCAACAGCAAGCAUUGUAUUCUACGGCUGAAGAGGAAUUGCUUGGAACUCUUCCUAGUAACUCACAUCCAGCAGCUGAGAAAUUCCAAGAGCUGUUGGAACAGAACCCGCAUGUCUUCUAUCCAACAAGAACGGCUAAAAGUUUGAUGGAACAUUGGCAACUCUUAAAGCAAUACCAUUUGCUACCAGAUCAAACAGUGCAGCCUUUGCCUAAAAAUCCAGAAGCUAUAAUGACAUUCUCUGAUGCUGAGGAAACAAUGAAUGAUUCAGAAUUACCUGAUUAUAAAGAAGAUGGCAUUGAUGUUGAAAUGCAACUUGCUGACAGAAUCCAGAAGAAAGACAUAAGGUUGCUAGAAAAUUCCCUGACGCGGUGGCAAGUGCUCGUACAAUCAGUGGCCGGCGGUAACGUGGAGCUGGACAAGAACACGCUGGCCGUGCUCCGCGGUCGACUCGUCAGAUAUCUGAUGCGGUCCAGGGAGAUAGCUGUGGGUCGAAGUACAAGGGAUCAUACGAUCGACGUGGAUUUGAGUUUGGAAGGACCCGCCGCCAAAGUCUCUAGGAAACAAGCCACCAUUAGACUGAGGAAUAGCGGCGAGUUUUUCAUGUCCUCUGAAGGGAAGAGGCCUAUAUUUGUUGAUGGCCGACCGGUCCUUCAAGGGAAUAAAGUGAAACUUAAUCACAACAGUGUUAUUGAGAUAGCCGGCCUUCGCUUCGUGUUCCUCAUCAACCAAGACCUCAUCAGCGCCAUUAGACAGGAAGCAGUCAAAGUCAAUAUACCCGUUUAAAAAUAAAUGAACGUAAAAUAAAUUAAAAA